This is a messenger RNA of Talaromyces proteolyticus, 1152 nucleotides long. RefSeq lists its product as uncharacterized. The coding region runs from base 1 to 1152 and encodes 383 amino acids. NCBI's taxonomy places the organism in Eukaryota, Fungi, Ascomycota, Eurotiomycetes, Eurotiales, Trichocomaceae. Gene Ontology annotation, cellular component: nucleus. Gene Ontology annotation, molecular function: mRNA binding. The transcript has 7 exons. Gene Ontology annotation, biological process: mRNA export from nucleus. The record is from RefSeq and is a predicted model, not a curated record.
AUGGAUCGCAGUCUUGACGAAAUCAUCGGGGAGCGUCCGCAAAAGCAGGGCCGUCGUGAACGACGAGGCGGAAAUACAAGCAGCGCACCACGCGAUGGUCUUCCUCCUCCUCCAGUUUUCGCCUCCAGUGAUACCGUGAAAUGCAUCCGAUAUGUCUGGUUCCGCGAGGUUUUGAGACCUGCGGAACAUGACUGCAAUUCUCGAGAUGGAUGGAUCAUGAUCAUUAUUAUGAUUGCAUUAAAAAUUGACCCUCAGCUGACCUUAUCCUCCUCUUUCAAACUUACAGUCAUAUCGCGAACUGACUGGGUGCACGACCGAUUCGAAGAAGACGGAGAUUCCCGUGCAUAUCGUCGCGACGACCGAUCCAGACCUGACCGUAUCUCCCCGGAUCCCGAACAGCCAGCUCGUCUACGCAUUGAUAACCUUCACUAUGAUCUCACAGAAGAGGACCUAAUGGGCCUCUUCAGCGGAAUCGGCUCUGUUGCCCGUGUACGUGUUGAGUAUGAUCGUGCCGGCCGCUCAGAAGGAGUCGCCAUUGUUACGUACCAUCACAUCGAGGACGCAAGACGGGCAAUCAAAGAGUUUGACGGCGCCAACGCCAAAGGCCAACCCAUCCGGUUAACUCUUCUUCCCCCUCGUGGUGCGCCGAAGGCAGAGAAAUCAAGGAGUCUUUUCGACCGCAUUGAGCGUCCGGCUGAUAGAGAUCAACGCAGCCUCAGUCCCGCUAGCGAUGGAGGACCCGGUGGCCGACGUCGUCGUCGAGGAGGUCGUGGAGGAGCAGGAGGUCGUGGAGGAGCGGGAGGCCGUGGAGGAGCGGGAGCUCGUCGGAGCGAUGUUUCUAAGCCCGCCCCAGACCAUAUCGACCGCUACGUGCCCGGCGAACGAACCUCCCCGGUUCGUCGCAACGCUGGACGUCGACCUGGCGAACGCCGAGAUGAGAAGCGCAGGGAUGGCCAGGGCCGUCAGCCAGCCAAUGGCCGCCAGAAGAAGACGCAGGAAGAACUCGACCAAGAGAUGGAUGAUUAUUGGGGCUCUACCAACCUAGCCGGCGAGAAGGAAGCCGCUACUGUACCCGCUGUCGAUUCUGGAGCAGCUCCAGCUGAAGCAGUACCUGCAGCUGGCGCUGACGACGACAUUGAUAUGAUCGAGUGA